CUGUUACUCUUAAUUAGAGUGUUUUCAUGAUUUUUUGUUUUGAAAAUUCCCCAUUUGAAUAUUCUGUUAUCAAUAACAAUACCCAAUUCAUUAGCUCAUUUUGUUCCCAUUGAUUUCGAUCUAUAUCUUUCAAAAUUUGGGUCUUGCAUAAUUUUAGUAAAUACUGCAGAUCAAUAUGCUAAUUUGGAGUUCUUUUUGUUCGAAAUUCUGAAGCUUUUCUUCAAUGGUGAUUUUUAGAGCACUUUCUUAUAAGUCGUUGCAGCUUUGAAGUGCUUGGAAAUAAAUCUUGGAUAUCAAAAUGGGUGAGAAGGGUGGUACCGCAAAGGAGAAGAGAGUAGUCUUUGUAACAGUUGGGACAACUUGUUUUGAUGCUCUAGUCAAAGCUGUGGACACUCCAGAAGUUAAGAAUGAAUUGUUCAUGAAAGGAUACACGAAUAUUAUUAUUCAAAUGGGUCGUGGAUCAUACAUCCCCACUAAGUCGACGGUUGAAAAUGGUUCUGCAGAUCUGGAGUACUUCACAUUUUCGUCAAGUAUAGCUGACCACUUGAAGGAAGCAUCACUUGUUAUCAGUCAUGCAGGUUCAGGGAGCAUAUUUGAGACAUUGCGGCUGGGCAAACCAUUGAUAGUUGUAGUCAAUGAGGACCUUAUGGACAAUCAUCAAAGUGAACUAGCGGAGGAACUGGCUGAUAGAAAACAUUUGCUCUGUGCCCGUCCCCAAACACUAUACCAGACUAUUGCGGAUAUGGAUACAACAUCUCUCGUCCCAUACCAACCAGGUGAUGCAGAACCAGUUGCUAAACUUAUCAACAGAUAUCUUGGGUUCCCUGAUGAUUAGUUGGCACGCGUCAAAUGAAAAUAUGCAGGAUUGACUUGUAUUUGUCAUGAACUCAAUUGAAGUGUAAUUUUAUGUGAUUAUGGCCUCAUAUUUUCUGUUCAAUUGAUCUGUUUGUGAUAACUUUUGUGUGACUGCAAAAGUGUCUCGUAAGUCAUAAGAGAAUUUCAAAAUGAUGCUAAUGUCAUGGAGAGUAAAUUCGUGUUAUCAAAAGACAGCUAGCCUUGAAUUAUCCUCAAGGACUUGAAUGAGUUUGUGAAAGUUUUAUGCAGAACUUGGAGAUCUUAAAUUUGGAAAGUA
Messenger RNA from Lycium ferocissimum, 1132 nucleotides. RefSeq lists its product as uncharacterized. Bases 299 to 835 code for a protein of 178 amino acids. NCBI's taxonomy places the organism in Eukaryota, Viridiplantae, Streptophyta, Magnoliopsida, Solanales, Solanaceae. The record is from RefSeq and is a predicted model, not a curated record. Gene Ontology annotation, molecular function: hexosyltransferase activity. Gene Ontology annotation, biological process: dolichol-linked oligosaccharide biosynthetic process. The transcript has 4 exons. Gene Ontology annotation, cellular component: extrinsic component of endoplasmic reticulum membrane; UDP-N-acetylglucosamine transferase complex.